Serendipita indica DSM 11827 is the source of this 1611-nucleotide messenger RNA. The record is from the annotation of a GenBank genome assembly. NCBI's taxonomy places the organism in Eukaryota, Fungi, Basidiomycota, Agaricomycetes, Sebacinales, Serendipitaceae.
AUGUCUGCAUCUCCGCGCUUUCAUCAAACCCGUAUUUACACUCUUAUUCCUCUCCAGAUGUGGUUACAAGCCGUUGCAAUCGCCCUCCCGCGCAUCCAGGUCAGCUUUGCUGUCUCGAGCGCCUCCAUCGGCUAUCUUUCUUCUGCAACCUUUUUCGGGAUGAUGAUGGGAGCUCUCCUCUGGGGAACCCUAUCUGAUAUCCUUGGGCGUAUUUCCGUCUUCAAUCUAACACUGAGCCUCUCGGCACUCUUUGGAUUCCUGUCAUUUUACGUCGACACCUUUCCAACGCUCUGCCUCGCCAACUUUCUGCUGGGUACCGCCGUUGGUGGCUCGAUGCCUACCGACGGCACAUUUGCGCUGGAAACUCUUCCUCGCCGAAAGCGGCACCUUCUUACCUCGCUCUCUGUCUUCUUUUCUUUUGGUUCGGUCAUAGCAGCUGUGGUGGCUCUCUUUGUGAUUCCGGGCAACUCGUGCGCGCAUGCCCAUCUCCCGACUGCCCCACCAUGCGACAUUCACAAGGACAACAACGGUUGGAAGUAUCUCUUCUUCGUCCUAUCUGUCAUUACUGUCGCCAUGUUUCUAGCACGUUUUUUCUUCUUCAGCUUGCACGAAUCACCCCGGUACCUCGUCCAUGCAGGUAAAAAGGAAGAGGCCGCCAUAGUACUUGCCAAGAUUGCAAGGUUUAACGGCGACGAGCUGAGCAUCACCGUAGCCGAUGUCGACGACGAUCACGAAGAGGCUGGUGGGGAUGUGGGGUCGAGUACGAUACGACGGAGCAUUGCCAUUCGCGAUGGGGAGGAAGAGCGGCUUCUCAGUUCCCCGGUUCGGGAGAGAAGGCCAUUACAGCGCGUUCGUGCGGCUUCACAAUCAAGCAUCGCAUCGGUCAAAUCUUCUUCGGCCUAUAUGCUUGCACGUCGGUGGAUCGUGAGGCCGAUCCACGCUUGGUAUGUACGCGUAUCAGGACUUUUAGCGGGCGAAUGGCGGACGAGAACCUUGCUUAUAUGGGGUAUCUGGAUGACAAUGGCACUGGCUUAUACGAUAUUUAACGUCUUUCUCCCUACAUUACUGGAAUAUCGAUCGCAACCCAAUACAGGAAGCAUGGAUGAUGACACUAGUGGACUCGUUGGCCCGCUGUGGGAAGUAGUCGUCUUCACCCUGGGCGGAUGUCCAGGAGCCCUCAUUGGUGCAUACCUUGUAGAUAUUGCCCCUCGGUAUCGCUGGAGCAAGGCUCUGGUGCUCGCUGGUGCCACCUUUGCAACAGGUGCCUGUUGCUUUGCUUUCACGCUCGUAUCUGGUUAUUUGUACAUUGUUCUCACCACGGUGGGAAUGUCCUUGAUGUCUACGAUUAUGUGGUCCAUCCUAUACGGCAUGACGCCAGAGCUAUUCGUCACUGAAGUGCGAGGGACGGCUUGCGGAACCGCAUCCGCAUUGUCCAGAAUUGGUGGAGUGUUGGCGCCGCUAAUCGGCGGCGUCCUCGUUUCUAUUGAUCCAUCGCUGGUUGUGUUGACAAGUACGGCUGUAUUCUGCGUGUCCACCGGCCUCCUUAUUCUCCUCCACCGUAACCUCCAACAUUCCUCAGGCAUGACGAGCCCCAUUAGUGAUGACGAUUAG